Molecule: messenger RNA, 1745 nt
Organism: Theobroma cacao (cacao)
Lineage: Eukaryota; Viridiplantae; Streptophyta; Magnoliopsida; Malvales; Malvaceae
Gene: HB24
Product: homeobox protein 24
Biological process (GO): regulation of DNA-templated transcription; regulation of developmental process
Cellular component (GO): nucleus
Molecular function (GO): transcription cis-regulatory region binding; DNA-binding transcription factor activity
Source: RefSeq, a predicted model, not a curated record
UAAACUUUGGUAGUAGCUAAGGGCCCCAUAUUAGACCCAUUUCCUGUUUGAGCUUCCAAAUCUAAUUUUAUCACCUUCUAUAAAAUUAAAUCUCUUUUAGUCCUUUAAAAAAUUUCAUUUGUCUGUACAUACUGCUCAAGCACUUGCUUACGUCUUGAGGAAACAGGAAAUGGGAAUUAGUGAAAUGAGUUGGUGGGUUUAGCACUAAAAACGUCAAAGUCAGAAUAAGAGAGAAGGGAAUAAUUUUGGGUUAGCUACUAAUAGAUGGUGGUGAAUUAGGGUUGAAAAGAUUGCAGGAAAAGUUUUCUCCUAGUUUAAGAAAAAAAUCACUAAAACCAUGAUGAUGAUGACGACGGUUUGAAAAGAAACAUAUCACUGGUAUAUUAGUCUAAUAAAAGGGCGGCUGAGAUCAAGACUUAGAUCAAGGUUUUACAUUAGAAAAUCAGAGUUAAUGGAACUGAGAGGCCAAGAUAAGGAAAUGGGGAUGCCAAGCUCUUUUAGUUAUAAUAAUCAACUCAACAGGGAUUCUUCCUCAAAAGUCUCUUCUUCUGCACCUAUAAAUUCAGGUGUGGGAGAAAGGAGGAGAGAUCAAACUGUUCAUGGUGACACAACAGUCCUCAAUCCAAACCCACCUCAAACCCUAGAUCUCCACCCUCUUUACCACCCUGAAUUGAAUCCACAACACCAAAUACACAAGCCCAGAAGAGAUCCAGACCCAGACCCAGACCCAGAUCCGGUGUCAGCUCCAACAGCUACCACCAGUGCAACAGUGACUGCUUCAGCUAACAGAUCAAGCCUAAAAUCACCACAGCAACAACCUCCAACAUCACAGCCCCCGCCAGUGGCAGCUGCAUCACCAACAACUAUCAGCUCUACUCCUUUGAUUAGAUAUAGAGAAUGUAUGAAGAACCACGCAGCCAGCAUGGGCAGCCAUGUUAUGGAUGGCUGCGGAGAAUUCAUGCCAAGCGGCGAAGAAGGCACCCCGGAAGCCUUGAAAUGCGCAGCUUGUGAAUGCCACAGGAAUUUUCAUAGAAAAGAAAUCAACGGGGAAACACAAUAUGCACCAAGCUGUUAUUAUUCCUAUAACCCCAACAAAAACAACAACAGAAGAGAUACUACACAUCCUCCUUCUCAGCUACAUCCUCAACAACCAAUCCCUCUUCAUCAACAAAGAUUCUCUCUUGGAUUGUCUACUAGUCCUACUGCCAUGCCAAUUGCACCUGUAAUGAUGAACUUCCGUGGUGGCGGCCUGGCUGAGUCCUCAAGUGAAGAUCUGAAUAUGUUUCAUUCUAAUGCAGGAGGGCAAAUAUCGGCGCAGCCACAGUCAUCAAAGAAGAGGUUCAGAACAAAGUUCAGUCAAGAGCAGAAGGAUAAGAUGAUGGAAUUCGCUGAGAAGUUGGGGUGGAGAAUCCAGAAGCAAGAUGAGCAAGAAGUGCAGCAGUUUUGCGCUCAAGUGGGAGUAAAGAGACAGGUUUUCAAAGUUUGGAUGCACAACAAUAAACAAGCCAUGAAGAAAAAGCAAAUGUAAGAAAGAAUUUUUCUUCGAAACACUUGCAAGUAGCGGCUCUCCUUAAAGAAUUGAUAGAUUUAGAGAAUAAAUAAUUUUAGCUUAAAAAUGUGCAUAGCCAAAUAGAAAAAGAAAGGUGGAAAUAGAUUAGCUAGAACUCUUACUAGUUAUUGAUUUUUCCUGAUUUGUCAGAAAUGUUUGUUUAACAUCAUUAAAUCUAUAAUUCUCUUCUUCUUAA